Oldenlandia corymbosa var. corymbosa is the source of this 771-nucleotide messenger RNA. The record is from the annotation of a GenBank genome assembly. Lineage: Eukaryota; Viridiplantae; Streptophyta; Magnoliopsida; Gentianales; Rubiaceae.
AUGCCAUGGAAAAUUUUUAAACUUCCGAAAGGAAUCACGGACAAUAUUGAUCGAACAGCGGCACAUUUUGUGUGGCAGGGUGAUGUAGAAGGACAUAAGCUCCACUGGAAAACAUGGCGUUCCAUUUGCCUAUCCAAAUUUCAUGGAGGAUUGGGAAUGCGUGCUGCUGCACACAUGAACCAUGCCUUAUUAGCUCGGAUUUCCUUCAUGUCCAAGCCCGGAAGUCAGCCACAUGGGGUUGGAGAGGCAUACUUUGGGGCAGGGACUUACUUUCUACAGGGCUCAAAUGGCAACUGUCAAAUGAUCAUCAUGUUCCACGCACGGCAAACUGGAUCCCAGGCUCGCAUAAUCCUCUGGCUUUUGACCCUGAUAUACAGAAUACUGAUUUACAGGUUGAUCAUCUCCUUCACCCGUCUGAGGGAUGGAUUGAUGGAAUCUUUCAAGGUUGGAAAAUCUAUUUCCUCCACACCUUAUUCCCCGCAUAAUGAGCAUUUAUAUUCCAAUAGACCAGGAGAGGUACUCGGAUCACUUAUAUUGGUGAAGUGUCUCAUGGUCGAUACUCGGUCCGCUCGGGUUACCAUCAAGCGUGUAAUCUUACAAUACAUCUCUCAAAGGUGUGGGGCUGCUGUUGAGACUAUUAGCCAUCUCUUGCUUGACUGUAUUCGGUCCCAACAUAUCUGGGGAGCUUCCCCACUCGGCUUUGAUUUCUCUUCUGCAAAACCAAUGCCCUUUGCACAUUGGUUCGUUCAAUGGAUGACUGAAGCCCCCUGA